AUGUCAACUGAAAACCAUUCAACUUUAAAAAUAAUGGCACUUGAUCGUCCAUUCCAACUUGGAAUACUUUAUGAUUAUAAAACUGAUAAACUCAUUUUUGAUACAUCAAUAUGGAAUUCGGAUCCAGGCUCACAAUAUAUUAAUUGUGAAGCUUUAUCAUGGAGCAAGUGUAAACUUUAUAUGCCAGAUACAUUCAAAGAAAUAGCAGAUCUAGUAGGAAUUGAUAAUAACCUUAAAUUGAGUGUUCUAGCUAAUCUUAUUCAAUUAUCUGGUUCAGCAAAAUUAAUUGAUGAUCAAAAGAAAACAAAUCAUACUCUACGAUUUAUUUUAAAGUAUUCAAUAAAAAAACAGAUUCAUGCAUUAAGAAUGACUUAUAUCAACAUAAAUUAUACAAAAUAUCAAGCAGUAUUAGAUCAACAAAUUGCUACUCAUGUUGUUACUGAUAUUCUUUAUGGUGGUGAUAUAUUUUUUUUAUUCGAUCGAAAAUUAUCUAUUGAUGAAGAUCGUGCGAAUAUUGAAGAUUGUAUCAAAUUACUUUUAAAAAAAUUUGAAACCUUUCAAAUACUUGAUAAUGGUGAAUUGAAUUGGAAAAAUCAUGAAAAAAAACUAGCUGCAACAUUAACAUGUCAAUAUUAUGGUGAUUUUCAAGUUCAAUCAAAUCCAACAACAUUUGAAGCAAUGGUUAAAUUAUAUAAAGAAUUAUCAAAAUUUCGUGGUCAAAAUACUGAUUAUACAAUACCAAAACAAGUAUGGAUAUAUCCACUUUAUUUAUUAGAUGAAUAUCGUUUAGUAAAGAAAAAUUUUUAUGAAAUUAGUAAUGAUAUUCUUAUUAAAAUUUUAGAAUUUUUUGAUAAUUUAUAUCAAGUAAAAGUAACUUUAAGUUAUUUAAAAAUUACUUUAUCAUCUAUUAAAAUGUUCAAUCGAACUGAACAACAAUUGUUAACAUAUUUUAAUCGAUUAUCUGAAAUUGAAAUUUAUAUAAGAAAUCAAAUGAUGCAACUAUUACCGAUGAUUCGUGUUGGUUCUAUGGAAGAAAUAGCUCUUACUAAUCUACAGAAAAAUCUUGAUUUAUCACCAUCUAAUAAACAAAAAUUAAACGAUUGGAUUGAAUUUAAAACAAAGGAAAUAAAUAUUUUUAAGGCUUUUCGCAAUAAGUUACGAAAACAAGAUAAUAUUCAUCAAUUAUCAUGUUCAUUCGAUGAAGUUCGAAAGAAUUUAAAAUCUAAAUUUAUUCUUCGUUUGAUAAUUCAUGUUACAUCAAAAAAUGAUACAUUUUUAAAUGAAAUAUUUCCAUAUUUUAAUAAUAACAUAACAAAAUCAAUAAAUCAAUACACAAAUAACGAUUAUUGGUUUAAUGAAAAUAAUUUUUCAUUAAUAGAAAAUCAAAUUUCUUUAUUUAUCAAAUUUGCUCAAGUCAAUUAUUCUAAAUCAAAUAUUAAAUUUAUUGUUAAUGAAGAAUAUGCUGAUGAAUUUCAAAUGAAUAAAGGAGUAACAUCUAUUCUUUAUCAAAAUGAUGUUCCUACUACUUUCGAUAUUCCAAGUAGACCAGGACAACCAUAUGUAACAAAUAUUACAGAUCAGAGUUUAACACUUAAUUGGUCAAAACCUAUAUAUGGAAGUCAAAGUAUUCAGCAAUAUAAGAUUUAUAGUAAAACUAUUUCAGAUCAUAAAUGGAAAUUAUUGUUAACAACUGCGAAUGCAACAUUAUCUGUGGAUAUUUCAAAUCUUAUAGAAGGAAAAUGUCAAUUCAAAGUCCAAGGAACUACUUUAGUGGGUGAUACGACUAAAAGUGAUACUAGUAAUAUAAUUGGUUAG
Messenger RNA from Rotaria sordida, 1815 nucleotides. The record is from the annotation of a GenBank genome assembly. NCBI's taxonomy places the organism in Eukaryota, Metazoa, Rotifera, Eurotatoria, Philodinida, Philodinidae.